This is a messenger RNA of Cuscuta epithymum, 1260 nucleotides long. The record is from the annotation of a GenBank genome assembly. NCBI's taxonomy places the organism in Eukaryota, Viridiplantae, Streptophyta, Magnoliopsida, Solanales, Convolvulaceae.
UUUUGGUCUUUAACCAAAAUUAGAAGGGCGAAAUCCGGAUUACCAUCUAGUGCUAACAAAUUGCAUAUACAAAAUUACAUUACUGCCCACUCCCCCUAACACUUAUAACUCCUCUAAUCCGCUUCUUCACUCCAUUAGCCAUCUCUUCCCUUCCAGCCCGGCCAGGAAAUAUCUAUAGGAAGGAAGAAAAAGAAAUGGGUGUUUUAUGCUUAGCCUACAUUUCCAUUCUUAUCUACCCACUCUUACGAUCAGCUCAAGCUAAACACCCAGGCGUUUACACCGGCGGCGCGUGGCACUCAGCUCACGCCACCUUCUACGGAGGCAGCGACGCCUCCGGCACCAUGGGCGGCGCGUGCGGGUACGGAGACCUCUACAGCCAAGGCUACGGAGUGAACAAUGGAGCUUUGAGCACCGCCCUCUUCAACGACGGCCUCAGCUGCGGGGCCUGCUUCGAGAUCAAGUGCGCCGACGAUCAAUCUUGUGUUCCCGGCAACCCGUCGAUCUUUAUUACGGCGACCAAUUUCUGCCCCCCAAACAAUGAUCUGCCCAGCGACAACGGUGGCUGGUGCAACCCUCCGCGGCCUCAUUUCGACCUCUCCAUGCCCAUGUUCCUCAAGAUUGCCGAGUACCGCGCCGGAAUCGUCCCCAUCACUUACCGCCGAGUAGCAUGCCGGAAGAAGGGGGGAAUACGGUUCACGAUUAACGGCCACCAAUUCUUCAACCUGGUUCUGAUCACCAACGUGGGAGGCGCAGGGGAUAUUGUGAGGGUGAGGGUGAAAGGGUCAAAGACCGAUUGGAUAGAGAUGAGCAGGAACUGGGGGCAAAACUGGCAAACUAACGCCGUUUUGAGCGGGCAGUCGUUAUCUUUCCGGGUAAAGGCCAGCGACCGGCGGUCAUCCACCUCCUGGAACAUCGUCCCAAAGGGAUGGGAGUUUGGCCAAACGUUCGUCGGGAAAAACUUUCGAGUGUGAAUCACGUCUUUCCAGAUGUCUAAUUUUGGUCAACUUUUCCUUUUUCGGCUAUGUUUGGCAUAUAAAAGCUGAUAACUUCUGACUUAUCUAUUAUUGAAAAAACUUCUAAAAGACUCGAAUUUUGUGUUUGGCAUGUUAACUUUUUUGAGAAGAUCAGGACUUUUACGUGACGCUACGCAAGGAAGCGUCUCACAAAAAGACCUUUUCAUUAUUUACGACAUUCCUUGUAUAACCCUCCACUUCCUCUCUUUCAUCUUCUCCAACUUUGCUAUCAACGUCAAUAUCCCCC